This is a messenger RNA of Zasmidium cellare ATCC 36951, 2658 nucleotides long. RefSeq lists its product as uncharacterized. Bases 1 to 2658 code for a protein of 885 amino acids. Gene Ontology annotation, biological process: protein sumoylation. Gene Ontology annotation, molecular function: SUMO ligase activity; zinc ion binding. NCBI's taxonomy places the organism in Eukaryota, Fungi, Ascomycota, Dothideomycetes, Mycosphaerellales, Mycosphaerellaceae. The record is from RefSeq and is a predicted model, not a curated record. The transcript has a single exon.
AUGGCCAGGCAAACCGCCCAACCUUCGCUUCCCUCGCCAGCUUCCAGCGAUGACUCUCCCACCUUCGCCGCCCAAGCACUGCGUCGAGGCAGACCGUCACGCAGCUCCAUAGGUGCCAUCGCUGCAACAUCGCGGUCUGUGGCGAAUUCGCCAAUCGUACCGCAUCAACCAAGUCCUCUGCAGCACAACAUGCAUGUGCCGAUGCCAGGACCUGGCCACCCUCACCCGUCUCCUGCCCCACCAAUGCCUCAACAAUUGGCCCAGCUUAACCACAUCCAGAGUCCUAUGUUGCAACAUCACCAGCAACAACAUCCCCAACAACAUCAGCAACAACAGUACCAAGUGCACCCAACCCAUCGGCACUCAAUGCCCAAUGGAGUGCAAUUACAGCAAGUUCAAGGUCCAAGCCAACCUAUGCGCACGCCCCCAGUGCUACCCUCCAAUGCUCCAUCAGCUCGCCAAUUAGCGGCCUCUCGAAUACCGGCCCAGGAUCUUCUACGACAGCUCGAUGACAAGGAGGCAGAAAUGAGGCAGUCAGGCACGCUCUCCCCAACAGACAGUGGCCGCAUUGCACUUCUGCGGGAGGCCGUACAAAAGAACGACUGGUUCUACCAGGUGCUUUCUCAGCUCUUCUGUCUAAGAACAACCAGCCCUAUGUUGCUACCUCAAUCUGUUCGGGAUGCUGACAGCAGGUGCUGGGACUACUUGGACAUCCUCAUCUGCCCAAACGACUCCAUUCAUCAAGGUCUCGUCGAAUUCUUCGCCCACUUCCCCGAGUCCAUCAUGGCAAUCUACUCGGACCGAAGCGAUGCUCGCGAUAUCUAUGAUAUGAGAGUGCAAGCAGUCAAAGCCUGCCUAAACAAGCUGCCAGAUAACUGGGACAACGUUGUUCGCGCCUGCAAGAAAAUGUGCGCUCCGCCGUUGGUGCAGGAUCUUCAUGAUAUUCUCAACUUGAAAACCCCUGUUCUGCAAUCGACCGCUUUCAGGGCCAUCGCGCGGAUGCUUUACGGAAGCGCUGACUUGGACUCUAAGGGUGUUCAAGCCAUUGAGAAUUUCCAUCAUCUCGACCAGGAUUCGUUCUACCGUUACAAUUACCGCAGAAGUCCACACGAGACGAAACAGGCUUACAGUGUCCUCACUUCAGUCUUCCAGUCAUUUCAGUCAUGGAAACAGCACUUCCACGGCCAUGCACCUAAUCAGCGCCUGCCUGAUUUCCCUUUGCCACAGCAGGCAGUGGAGUUUUUCCAACGGUUGCCACCAGGCAUGGUGUAUGCACAGCAACCAAUAGCCCAUGCUCAUAGAGCAUCUCUGCCGCAAGCGCAGAUACAAGCGGUACAGCAGCAGCAACAUCGAGUCUCAACACAGUUUCAGGCCCCAAAUGGUCGGUCCAGUCCACUUCAGCAGCAGCAAAUGCCCGCCCAGCUCGCCCAGCUGCAAGCCCUCGGAGCGCAAUUGCAGGCCGGUCGAUCUGGCAUGCAAACCCCUUCGACCCACAUUCAAGCCCAGGGUCCGAAAACACUCUUCCCACGCGCCGAGGAACAACCACGACCUCAACCAACGAACCCAGACUGGGCUCGAAGCGGCUUACACCAAUCGCAUCUUCGCAGCCCCGAUCUUGGUCCUGUCGAACUCAAGCCUGGCGCUCCUCGGCUCUACCGAGACGUCGUUGGCUUUGGCGUCCCUCCCACGAGGCUUAAAAAGAAUGUCUUCAUCGAGACUGUCACAUUCUCAAUAUCUCAAAAGUCCAUGGAUAGGAUCGCGAAGACAGAAACGCCUCAGAGUAUCGGAGGACCCACACGUCGGCAUAUUUCAGAGACUUCACUGCUGUACCGGCUUCGAUGCUCAAUGAUACCGCGAGGGGGAUUCCGGAGCGAGGGAGCCUGGGUCACUGCUGACAACAUCUGGCCUGAUGACAUGUAUUUCGAGCUCAAUGGUACCAAACUCGAGACCAGGCGGAAGCUCCACCAUGGGCGAUACCUCCCAAUCGACUUGACUGCUUUGGUGCGGCUUGGAGAGAACAAGCUUCGAUUUGGCAGAUCUCGCAACAAAAACGAGUAUCGGAUGUCGGAAUACGCUCUGGCCAUUGAGGUUGUUGGAGUGACGACCCAUGAAAAGAUCAAGGACAACAUGCCUCGCGUGUCAGCUGCAGACUCUCUUUCCGCGAUCAAGAAAUCUUUGUCCGGGGCAGGCGAAGACGACGACGACGAGUUGGCAGUCACCUCGAGUGCGUUAACGAUCAAGUUGUUUGAUCCAUAUUCUGGAUGCAAGAUCUACGACAUUCCAGUGCGUGGGAAGGAUUGCUUACAUCGGGACUGCUUUGACCUGGAGACCUUUCUCGAGAUGUGCAAGCGUCAAAACCCUGGAGGGCCAACAGUGAUCGAUUGCUGGCGAUGUCCGCUAUGCCGUGGAGAUGUUCGACCUCAAAUGCUCGUCGUCGAUGAGUUUCUCGUCCAAAUUCGUGAGGAUCUCGAAAAGCAAGGGCUGCUGAACACCAGAGAGAUUAUUGUGAAUGCGGAUGGAUCGUGGAAACCAAAGGCAGAGGAGAGAACCGGCGUACGGUCACCAAGCUUGGAGCGAGAGGAGAGAGGCAGCAUGGCUAGAUCAACAUCUGCUGCUGCUGCUCCUCCCGUACCCAUAGACGUGAUUGAAAUUGAUUGA